Messenger RNA from Saccostrea cuccullata (small rock oyster), 2486 nucleotides. RefSeq lists its product as uncharacterized. Bases 92 to 2335 code for a protein of 747 amino acids. Lineage: Eukaryota; Metazoa; Mollusca; Bivalvia; Ostreida; Ostreidae. The transcript has 8 exons. The record is from RefSeq and is a predicted model, not a curated record.
GCCAAAACAAAGCUGUCUGCUUGCCAACAGUAAAGGCUAGGUCGGCGAUGGUAGAGAAGGGUUAGUUUAAACCUCGCAAAAAGAGGCAUAAAUGACGAUCUCCGUAAUUCGUAGGGAUAUGACAUCUGAAGAAAAUCCAGAAUGUAGUCACGAAUUUAAUUUCUUUUUGGAUAGACAGUUGCAAACUAAAUUGAUAGAACAAGACGAAAUAUUACACGCAGAGGAACUCUACUCACAAUACAACCUCACAAAUACAGAAUCAAAAGUUGUGAAUUCCAAAAGUAUUGGGAAAAAUGAAGAAAUUCAAGGCUGGGUAAGUGAACCCAAAGUUAUUCUACGCAAACCGGAGAAAGAGGGUGUUAAACAACCCCCACCCCCUUGGCGUGAUUUCAGGAAUAAACAGGUAUCUAUUCAAGACUCCUUUGUAUUCAAACAUUAUGGAGAUAUCCGUGCUUACAUUGAACAGUACCGAAGGGAGCAUACUAAUGGAUUAGGUUUUAAGUCCCACAGUGCUUUAGACCGAGUGCAGGGCGAUGGUCCUCGUCGACAUGGUCAGUCGCCCUCUCAAAUACACGUUCAGCAGCAGAAUACUUGUAACUGUGGUGCCCCUCCUUGUGCUUCAGAAGUUCAGAAAUACCUCACAGCUGCCCUUCAGUACACGAACAGACAACCUACUUCACUGGCUGGUUAUCAGUCUAAUUCUCCUUCUCAGGGAGUCCAAAGUGCCAAUUCUCAUCAACCACCCAACUCACCUCAUACAGCUAAUGGACAUGUUUGUACAAAGCACAAUCACCAUCACCAGGCAGAAAAAAAUAGCCAAGCAUACAAAUACAAACUGUCACCAGACUGUCAAAUGAUGUGGUCAAGUCGGACAGAAUCUCGGAAUUCGGAGCGAGUUGAGCAUCCCUCCCCCCGCAUGCAGUCAGCCAAAGUGUACCCCUCAGGAAAAGUCCCUACCAAGGUCUCUGUGCCAGCAGCCCCUCCUAAUGGACAUGUUAAGAGACCUCCCAUAUCUGUACCCAAACUGAGGAACACAUUCUUAGGUGUCAGAGCUUGGCGAUUACCGAGUCGGCAAAACAAUCCGAACAAACUUGUGGAAACCGUAACACCGCCAUCCACUACCGGAGUCCGUACGUUAGACACACUGGCAUGUGUAGCAACAGACAAACAGAGGCAACGACCCUUUACUACCACUGUGUCAGUGAGGACACUAGGUCACGUUUUGUCUGACACCAGGGGUCGCGCCAUUUUGCGACCAUCAACAGUUUCCUCCACCGAGUUCUAUGAGCAUCCGAAUAACACUAGAACACAUCCAUGUGAUACUCCAAAGUCCGACAGAAUCGAUUUGGACAUUGGGGCAUCAGUGUCAGAAGAUGAAGAAGGGGAUAAUUCGGAAGAGAGCGACGCCAUUAGUAUAAGCAGACUAUCCACGGCAUGUCUUGGUGCAGAUAUACGUGUAAAAAAUGAAAACCUCGAACCUUCUUGUACUUAUCACGUGUUUCCAAAUGAAAUGAUGCUCGAUAAUAGUGUGACUGUUUUGAAUACCAGAAGUUUGACCUGGUACCCUUCAAUUUCCACCCCUCCUCAGCCACGCUCUCGACUCAAAAACACCAAAAGGGAAACACCUUCUCCUGGCAUGCCAGAGAUUGCUGUAGCAGUUGCCGAAUGUUAUAGCCCGCGUUUGCUCCGAUCAAGAACAGAGGACAGAAUCGACUUUCCAGUGAUUAAGAAAGAUGUGAAGGGAAUGUUGGUUGCAUCUGACAUCAAUCUUGGAGAUCAAGCGAAACUUGAAUCAACACAAGUAGCUACUGCUGUGGCGGACGAGUUAGAAAAUGAUAUUGAAACGCCUCGUAUCAUGUCAUUGAAAGAAAGCAAGACAAAGCUUAUGAAGAACCUUCGGAAGAAAUAUGCAGGAUAUAUAAACAACAAAGGUAAGAAGCCAGUUCAUAGACCAAAAGGUGCCCCCGACUGUCAUAGUGUGAAGAGUCUAAAAUCUGAUAAGACAGGAUCCAUUCAAAGUGCUAAAGAUGGCCGGAAUGCUCACACAGCCGAUCCAACACUACAUUAUUGGAAAUAUGACGAAAAAGGAGAAAUUGACAGGAAGUCAGUAACGUCACGCAAGAGCAGCCGACAACGUGAAGCAGACGAAGAAUCAAUGAUAAAAGUAGCCGAGUAUCUCCUUAGUGAUUCCAACAUUCUAGCAACGCAGGGGCGUCAACAGGAACAGCAAGCAGGUCACAAGCAUGGCAUGUCCAUGGCUGAAGGGAUGUGGUUUGAUGCCAGUGGUCGGGCCUACGUCAGUUUAGCGGCCCGUUAUGAUCCCCUCAGAAAGUAGACUUCAUUUAAUUUUAAGGAGGAAGUUACUGCAUCACAGAGUGAUUUAACCUGGUUUGAGAAACUUGAGUUACUCCGAGCCGUCAAUAAGCCAAAAGAGAGACAAAGAGCUAAAAUGCCUAAACUUAAGUACAUCAAAGACAUGGUGGAAC